Eucalyptus grandis is the source of this 408-nucleotide messenger RNA. RefSeq lists its product as uncharacterized. The coding region runs from base 1 to 408 and encodes 135 amino acids. NCBI's taxonomy places the organism in Eukaryota, Viridiplantae, Streptophyta, Magnoliopsida, Myrtales, Myrtaceae. The transcript has a single exon. The record is from RefSeq and is a predicted model, not a curated record.
AUGGCAGAGAAGGAAGGAGCCAUCGUGAAGAAGGGCCAUGAGGAGGGGCUCGAAAUGGCAAUCUCUCUCCUACAGAAAUUUGAACUCCCUCAGGGGCUCCUCCCACUGGCUAAUGUGGUGGAGGUUGGGUUUGUGGAGAGCACCGGGUACAUGUGGAUUGUUCAGCAAAAGAAGGUUGAGCAUCAGUUCAAGAUGAUAAGCAAGCUGGUGAGCUACGACACCGAGGUCAAGGGCUACGUCGAGAAAGGCACGAUCAAGAAGCUCAAGGGUGUGAAGGCCAAGGAGCUCAUGCUGUGGCCGCCGGUGUCAGAAAUCACUGCUGACUCGCCGGCCGGGAAGGUCCACUUCAAGAGCCUCGCCGGGAUUACCAAGAGCUUCCCUGUCGAGGCAUUUGCCGCUGGCCAGUGA